AUGCGACUGAUCCUUGCCGUGUUAUGGAUCAUCCGCCAGACAACGGCGCAGCCAGCUAAUUCAAUCGAGGCAGUGGAAGCAGAAGUGGAGAUCUGUUACAACAAGCGGAUAAAUAAUGAGACGGUGUCUCCGUUUUGUGGCAAGAGAUGGGCAGUGAUAAAUGCAGCGAAUGUGCGAGAGUUCUGGGAGGUCCAUGAGCUGGAGUUCUACUGGGAUUCGCAAUGCACCUUGCCGUUCCCCGUUGGCCUUCCGAUAGCUUCUGAUGUGAUGACCUCUUUUCCCGGCAACACUGAAGACAUGGCCUGGGACGGUGAUCUGCUAACGAGGUGGUCAGCAAAUUGCAGAGUCCUGCUUGGUGGCUGUAGUCCAUACACACAGUGGGUCGGCAAGAACAUCGGAGAUUCCAUUCCACUUAACAAAGAGCCUGUCGAAGUCUUCGCGCAAGUGCGCUGCACGCGGAUCUACCAGUCCCCCAAUGCCACCCGCCAAGCGUCCCAAAUUGCGAUAAUCACCUGGGAGGACGAGAAGCUUGACAGUUGGCAGGUGAUUUAUGACUAUGGUGACCUUGCAGGUGGGGCUUGGCACACCCGACCAGCUCGCGAGGAAUCGUUGUGGAGAAUCUGGAACAUGGAUCCCAUGCCAAGGCCCUGGCAGGUUGCAGAAGUCAUGUUCUUUACGGACCUCUUUUGCGAAGAAGAUAAGCAGGCCUUCGGAACCCCGAUCUCCAACGGGGCAACCUUCCUGGACGAUUGCAUUGACACUCGAAGCUGCGACCGGUAUACUGCAUCGAAGGCCUUCGAUGGUAUCAAGAUGCCAGGUUAUCGACUGCCUCGAGUAGAGGGAACGUGGAUUGCCAAUUGUGACGAGUGGGCCGGAUGUGCCUCAAUGGAGGCCUGGAUUGGCUUAGACUUUGACGUCCUUCCAAAGCAAGUCCGAUGCAUACGGAUAAAUCAGCCCGUGCACGAGGGCUACUUCGAGGGGUGGGGAUAUCCGCACUUCACUUCCAGGAUCUUGCUGCAGAGUUGGGAUGGCUUCAAGUGGGAAGACCGGACUAUCUUUGGCGGUCUUGAUCAAGGCGGAUGGAACAACACCAUGCCGAAGGAGCAUACUUCCUGGCGAAUUGCGAACUUUGAUCGGAUCCUGUUGUCUUGGAGGGUAUAUGAGCUAGAGCUAUAUUCAGAUUCGGACUGUUUGGGCAGCCCGAUGAGUGGCGAGAGUGUGGACUCAAAUCCAGCGCUCCUGUCGGAUGAGCAGCAGGUGGCCUGUUGGACCGACCUUGGAAGUUGUGGAGACAAUGCCUUCGAUCGGCAAGCUGUCACCGGCUGGGAAUCGUCGUGCUCUCCGUGUGACCAGCGCCGUGCAUGGAUUGGGCUGAGAUUCUCGGAUGCCAGGAGCGUUGCGUGCUUUCGUUUGAUACAAAGCGAGGAUGUCAGGCACCGCACGGAUGCGAUUGAGCUAGCAGAAUGGAUGGGCGACACCUGGGAAACACGCCGUUUUGAAUCUGGAGUUGGCGGUGGAACUUGGAACCGGCGGCCUAGUGGCGUCUCGACUAUGUGGCGACUGCUUACCAUUGUAGACACUCCUCGGCCGUGGACAAUUACGGGACUGGCGUUCUACAUGGACGACGUGUGCAAUGUGCCGCAUACCGGCGAUCCCAUUACGAAUGGAAAUGAGAUACAGUUCCGAUCCGAAGACGCGUUUGACAGCUCGGAUAUAACCCAAUGGGUCACCAGUUGCACCCCGGCCUUCACAGGACACCAGGGAUGCAUGGCAAAUUCUGCUUGGCUGGGUUUACAAAAGCAGGAGGCCUUCAGUGUUUCUUGCAUUCGACUGUACCAGUCCAGGGACAGAAACCACCAGGCGUCUUCGGCCGUGUUGCAAGUCUGGGAUGGACUGGUGUGGACUGCAUCUCAAAACCACCCAAUCCUGACGGAGCUUGGGGGUGGGGCCUGGCAGGUCUUGCCUGGGAUCCGCGGCUCCAUGUGGCGAUUCCUCGCUGACCCGUCAGUUGGGGGCCACGGUGUAGGUGUGUCUGAGAUACACCUUUACAGGAAUACAGACUGCACAGAUCGGAUCCCAAUGGCAGUACCGAACAUUGUGCCAAUUUGUUCUGGCUAUGCUACUGCCAGAGAAGUGGGCGACAAGACCGGCUACACCAACCACUACUCCAGCAUGGGUGAGCUGACACCAGCAGACCCGGUGAAGGCUUUCGACGGGUUGCUUCACACAUUCUGGGCAGACAUUGGUGGUGCUCGAGCAUGGUUGGGUUUGGAUUUCUCCACGCAGGUUUCAGAUGUUCAGUGCAUUCGGCUAGCUUUUCCGGGAAUUCGAGCCCUGCAGCCAAGCUAUGGGGAGCUGCAGGGUUGGAGUGGCAGCACUUGGAAUUCUGCAGUUUCUGGCUCCACCUCUAUCUUCAGCAUGGACUCCACGCUUCUUCUCCCCUUGCCAUCUCUGGGCGGGCAAGGCUUCCAGAGAAGGCCAGCGCCUGGGAACUCUUUGUGGAGGCUUCAGAACGUGGCAUCUGUCAUGAGCUGGGUUGUCUUCGAGCUGGAAAUGUACACCGACUUGGCAUGCCGGGGUGAUCCCAUCGUCGGAAUGCCUAUUUCGUCGGCUGAGGAUGCAGUGCUUUCAGACAGAUUCGGUGGACAUAUGAACCCACACAAAGCUUUUGACAAAGACAACACGUCGUAUUGGCAAGCUCACUGUGUGAACGAUGUGUGUACGGAAGGGCAAGCCUGGGUUGGCUUGGAUUUGGAAGGCAUGCACAAAAGUGUCCAGUGUAUUCGCCUGAUGCAAAGUGGCCUCCGGCACGAGCAAGUUUCCAUGGUGGUGCUCGCUUCGUGGAGUGGGGGAGGCUUUCAAGAGCGUGCCAAGUACAACGGACUAGGAGGUGACACGUGGAACACUCGCCCGGCGCCGCCCGACACGAUGUGGCGCAUCGCUUAUGGCCAGCGGUCCGGAGAGACGUGUUUGGGUGCCGAGGAGCGUGGCUGGCCACGGUCCUGGGGUGUGACUGAAGUGGAGUUUUUUGUGGAUGACGACUGUCAAGUGAAGCUUCCAGGGCCCAAGGAAGGUGUUGAUGUAGUUGCUUCAGGCACUAGGGAGGCGGGGAUCGCGCCGUUAUCGGGGACAGGGCCGCAUCUUGCCUUCGACGGCUUGGCAUCAACAACCUGGACCGCACAGUGCGGCGCGGGAGAUCGGGCCAAUGAGCCGGCAGACUGCAGGGCAGGGUUCGAAUGGGUUGGUUUGGAUUUCAACCGAAAGUUUGACGGCUUGCCUGUCAUGGUUCGGUGUUUGAAGCUGACCCAAUCUCGGAGCUCGGCAUCUGACUGCUGUGAUCCAGCCGAAACGGUCAUGCUAGAUCGCUGGAAUGGCACAGAUUGGGCCAGGGCAAGUUGGCGCCAUGUGUCAGACACUGGGGAAAUCUUCGAACCAGAGGCGAGUUUCUCCAGUGUUGCGGAAUGCCCGACUCUCAAUCCAGAUCAAGUUCAGUUGGCCCUGAAUGGACAACUUCCCAACAGCAUCGCCAACCGCCCAUCGAUUCAGCAGCGGAAGCGCCGACAAGGGGAUGAAUGCAUCAUUCCGAAUCCGGCAUCCGUGAAGCUGUUGGCCGACCCGUUCUGCGAGAAGCAUGCGGCCUGCAAAGAGGCCGGAUUUGUCGGGACCUGCUGUCCCAUGGACUCUGGUAUGUCUCGAUGCUGUUGUGACUUCAACUUGAAUUCGGAGGUCUUCGAGGAUGAAAUUCUAGAUGAGAAGAUUGCCGCAGAAGUGUUGCAAGCUCCGGCAGUAGGCUUUGAGCUGAUCAUGAUCCAGUCGGCGACUGUGCUCCCCUUCAUCGGCGUCAUCUUUGCCCUGCUCUUCCUGAUCAUCUAUGCUAUUCCGAAGCCACCCAGCAGAGAUGAUGGGACGUCAACCUGCGGAGAGAGGCUAUGGUACCGCAUUUGCGGGCCGACGCACAGGUGGCUUCAGGGUGGAGGCUUGCUACCAACCAUCUUGCUUCAUCUUGUACAGCGGAGCCAGUUUGACAAGUGGUGGACGUUGGUUUUGAAGAGGAUAUUGCUGUUGCUCUUUGGCUUCAUCAUUGGUGGUAUGCUUCUUUGGGUGAUGCUGUCCUACCUGCUCGCCGAAAUGAUCACAAGGAUCAUCUUGGCCUGCAGUUUUUUCAUCCGGCUGUCCAAGUCGCGUUACGAUCCGAAGAAGCCUGCAGAAAGGAAGCGGCUGGGUAUCGUCCUGGGCGUGCCCAUCGGUGAUCCUGAGGGAGGUGUCGGCUUGGA
This is a messenger RNA of Symbiodinium necroappetens, 4274 nucleotides long. The record is from the annotation of a GenBank genome assembly. Lineage: Eukaryota; Dinophyceae; Suessiales; Symbiodiniaceae.